AUGUCCUUAACGAUCUCUCAUCAUCACAGUUCACAGGCAGCGCCACCACCGGAACCACCGCAGACAUGCGCUCAGGGCCACCGCACCACGCUGAUCCUUGCAACGGAGGAAGGCGGAUCGAUCUGCCUGCUCUGCUUCUCCAACCUCAUCUCAAAUCCGAGAUCGCCAACCGUCCACGUCUCCUACGCCCUCUCCCAGCUCUCCAUUGCCCUCUCGCAGUCGCAAUUCCGCCACGACUUCUUCACUUUCCACUCCCACUUCCUCAUCUCGCCUCUAGUCGCCGUCCUCUCCUCCUUCCACGACGAUCCGAUCGCUCAGCAGACGGUGGAUUUGAUCGUCCAGAUUUGCGACGCGGCCAACUUCGAGGUGUUUCAGGAGUUCGUGGCUCGUGUUUCUGAUAGGCUCUCAGCUGGAUCUCUUGCUUGGAGUCGGCGCCAGCACUACACUCUUCACUGCUUAGGUGUGCUCUUGAAUUCUCAGAAAAAUGAAGCCUGUGCUUCUAUUAAAGACACAGAUGCCCUCAUUUUCAACCUUGCCAGUGGUCUUCAAUUAUCUAGUGAGGAGAUUCAAGCAGAGAUCCUGUUUGUCCUGUACAAAAUAUUUCUCCUGCAUUCUUAUAAAGACUAUAACUGUAAUGAAAGUUUAUUCUUUCAUUACCCCAAGCUAGUUUGCUUAUCCCUGGAAGUUCUCAUGAAAGCUGAAUGUGAUGAUCUUCGCUUGAACUGUGUAGCAUUUCUGACAGUUCUGGCCCAGAAAGGCUUGUUUCAGAUUACAUCCAUCAAUGAUGUAAGGAGGAGUGCUUCCUCUGAUAUUAAAACUUUGAUGCAAACAGCAGAAGAUACAAUGGACAACCCUCCUCUAGUUCUCUUGUUUGCAGAGGCUGUCAAAGGCCCCCUGCUUUCUCCAGAUAGUCAAGUUCAAGUUGCAACAUUAGACUUACUCUUUCUAUUUCUCUCUUGGGAAGAUGUCUCUGGAAAAGAAAUUGAAGUGUUUGUGGAGCAGAACAUUGCAGAUUAUGCAUUUGAAAUAUUGAGAUUGUCAGUAGACUCAUCUCAAACAAAAGGAUGCAAAGAUUCACUGAUUACUGCUUGCAUUCAGGUUCUUGAUCUUUUAUCUAUUGCUGAAAAAGCAUUUAUACAAAGACUAGCUACUGGAUUGGCAACCCUGGUUCCUGUUCUUCAUCAUGUUGCUAAUGUUCCUUUUCACCCUGUACAAACUGAGACACUGAUGCUCGUAUGGACUUGUGUAACAAACUGGCCAGGAAUAGUAUCCAAAUCUGAUAUUGAAGAAAUAAGCUUUAUCUUGAGUGGGAUGCUAAAGAAAAAUAUUGAUGGGGAGAUUGGAAUGUCUCCCAGCACAUUUACUUUGGUUUGCUCAAUACUUAUUGCUCUUAUGAAAUGCUCAUCUUCCAAUGGGGUUUCAAGCUUCCUUGUAUCAAUUCAAGAUGCAUCAAGAAAUGCUAUUUUAACUUGUUUAAGCCAUUAUGAUAAAUAUCCAAGUCAAAUUUUGCACUCCCUUUACCUGCUGAAAGAGGCAUAUGUGUACAGUCAUGGAGAAAAUCUGACAAGCUCCAUUUGUACAGAACUAAGACGGGGAAUUGUAGAUAUAUGUAAAACACAUGUAUUACCAUGGUUUAUGAGGGCCCUUAAUGAUAUUGAAGAGGAGGAUAUUGCACUUGCAGUUUUCGAAACUUUUCAUACAAUAUUGCUAGAAGAUUCUGGUACUGAAACCAAGAUAUUUGCAAAUAUUCUAUUCUCAUUCUCCUGGUUCAGUUUUUCAUUUGGAUUAUUAGGCUUAUUUCCCACAGAAAAAAUGAAAUGGAGGGUUUAUCUUUUGUUCAGUUUAUUGUCAGAGGCUCUUAUUGGGGGUGAUUCUGGGCAGUGCAUUAGGGAUGCUGCCCUUCAUUUGCCAUCUGACCCUGUGGAUUUGCUCUUUCUUCUUGGCCAGAGAAGCUCCCAAAAUCUUGAGCUGUCUUGUUGCCAAUCUGCAGUGCUAAUGUUGCUGCACAUUAGCUCUUUGAAUGAUGAUAGGAUUGCUGAAGAUAAGCUUGUCUUAGCUUCCCUGGAGCAAUAUAUUAUACUCAACAGCAACGAAUAUCUAUACGGUUCUUCUGUUUCUGGGAUGUUGAAAUUGUUGAUAAAUCUCUAUGCACUAUAUAGGGCUCUGGCCAAAAUGAGCUACCAAAUUGCUUACAGCCCAGAAGCAGAGAGGAUCAUGUUUCAUCUAUUAGCUGAAAAGGAGUGGGAUUUGCUUACCAUGAGAAUCCAUUUGACAUCUUUGCAAUGGUUGUUCCAACAAGAGAGAAUCUGCAAGUUGUUGUCUCUCCAGAUUCUGAAGUUUUGCAGAUACAACUUGAAAGGACAGCAGAUGGUUGUCCAACGGAAAAAUAACCAGAAUAUAGAUUUACGUGUAGUAGCAGAUCUUGUAGCAUCUGGGGAUAACUUUGCUGGUCUACUUUUUGUAUUUGUUUUAGGAGAGUUGGUAGAUGAAGUUGACAAAGAGAUUGACAUUGGCCUAGUUUUAAGAACAAUACAAGAUGUAAUUGAAAUAUCACCAGCUGCUUCAGCUCAGUUAUGUAUGCAUGGGAUAGGUUCUGCAUUUCAGAAGUUAUAUUAUCAGUCUAGAUAUUCUUCUUGUCCAGAUAUAUUCCUGGCCACUUCAGAACUAGCUUUCAUGAUUCUUCAAACAGUAAAAUCUGAAUCAAUUUCUGAUGAUGACAUUUGGGUUGGUAUAGUAGUGAAGUUGAUGGACUACCUCAUACCCUCAGUGGCUGCAGAUGGAUGGAGCAGGGAAACUCUCAUAGUAGUUGGGAUUUUCUCCUUGAUUCUACAUCAUUCUACAGAUCAGAAACUGGUUGAGGCUUCAAAAAGCAUACUUAUGAGUACCCCUUUGGUGUCAAUGAUCAAUGACACAAUCACAGAGGCUUGUUCUAAGGGACCUGCUCUAAUUGACCAUGAUGAAACUACAAGAACUGGGGAAGUUCUAAUUUUUGUGCUUGCAUUACUAUUCUUUGCAUUUAAGAGUUCAUAUGCAAUUUUACCAGGGAUUGUGAACUGUCAGCAUCUACUUGAUAACAGCAGCUCAGAGCAGCCUCUACCCUAUACAAGCAUUAAGUGCCAUGACUUGUGCAAGCUGAUUCAUUUUGGUUCCUAUAUCAUAAAACUGGUUGCCUCUUAUCACCUUGUGGAGAUUUUUAGCAGAAUAUCAGAAACCAAUGCAAGAAAGCCAGAUGAAUUAAAAUUCAAAAGAGGGUAUUUGUUAUCUACCAGCGCCGUAUUAGAAGGCCUCAUCUUUUCCAGUGAUAUUCAAGUUUCAAUGAAUUGCUCCCUCUGUCUGUCCAUGAUCAUUGGGUGGCAAGAUUUGCAAAACCAGGUGCCCUCCAUUGAAAGGGACAGCUGGUUUCGGUUGAUUGUAGAAGAACUGGCAGUGGCUUUGGCAGUUCCAUGUUUGGCGUCAAAAUCCUUCACAAUCCACCACAAGCCAGCGAUUCAUGUUGCAGUUUCAUUGCUGAGAAUGAAGCAAGCUCCUCCAUGGAUGUCUUCAGUGUUUGAUGAAUCCUGCAUUUGUGGCAUUAUCAAGAACAUUUCUGCAUCUAAUUUGAGCCCUGAACUGGUGCUUUUGUUUCGACAACUGCUUAAUUCAGGGUAUCUGAGGGAUGAACACAUCUCAAGCUUAAAUCGUGUAUUCCAGGAAUGCAGAAGAUGUAUGUACAGAGACAACAUUGGAGAAGUUAGGACAGAGGAGCAUGCCAAGAACAAUGUGGCAGCAGCUAUCCUAGGCGAUUUAAGGAAUACAAGUGAGUUUCUGAUUGAUCUCAUGAAAUCUCAGUCGUCAAUUAAUAUUGAGUGUAGUGGAAGUCAAAGUGAACAUAGGAGAUUGUUGGAAGAGAUAGACUUAUUUUUAAAGUGUUUAAUGGUAGACGAUUAAGGCUAAAAAGAUAUGUACACAAAAAUGUAAAUUUAUAGAUGUUAGGACUUGGGAUUAACAAAAAUUAAUGGAUGAGAGCUGCUUAGAUGAAAA
Ipomoea triloba (trilobed morning glory) is the source of this 4020-nucleotide messenger RNA. RefSeq names its product protein PRD1. The coding region runs from base 1 to 3927 and encodes 1308 amino acids. Lineage: Eukaryota; Viridiplantae; Streptophyta; Magnoliopsida; Solanales; Convolvulaceae. The record is from RefSeq and is a predicted model, not a curated record. The transcript has 9 exons. Gene Ontology annotation, biological process: meiotic DNA double-strand break formation.